GAGAGGCGCAAACCGGCUGCGAUUCAAGGCUCCAGGGAAGAGGAGGAGGAGAAGAGGAGGAGGAGGAGGGAGCUGCCGCUCCCAGCUGAGCCGAGCAAGGAGAGACGGCAGCAGCCAGCAGCGUUCCUUGCCCCGCGCUUUCCAGCAGCAAGCAUGGCUUCAUCGCAGGGCAAGACGGAGCUGAAAUUCGCCGACUGGAUGGCAACUUUGCCGGAAGGCAUCCAUAACGUGCCCCUGUCGAACCUGGCGAUCCCAGGGUCUCAUGAUUCCUUUAGCUUCUACAUUGAUGAGGCCUCUCCAGUUGGACCUGAGCAACCAGAAACUGUCCAGAAUUUUGUCUCUGUUUUUGGAACUGUGGCUAAAAAGCUGAUGAGAAAAUGGCUGGCAACACAGACAAUGAAUUUUACAAGCCAACUGGGAGCAGGCAUUCGGUAUUUUGAUCUUAGAAUCUCCACUAAGCCCAGAGACCCUGACAAUGAACUCUACUUUGCUCAUGGUUUAUUCAGUGCCAAAGUCAACGAGGGCCUUGAGGAGAUCAGUGCCUUUCUUGCUGACCACCAUAAGGAAGUGGUCUUGCUGGACUUCAAUCACUUCUACGGGAUGCAGAAAUGCCACCACGAAAAACUGGUCCAAAUGCUCAAAGGCACUUUUGGGAGUAAGAUGUGCCCUGCCAUAUUUGCCCACGAAGUCUGUCUCCAAUACCUAUGGGAGAAGGAUUAUCAAGUUUUGGUCUUUUACCACAGUCCAGUGGCUUUGGAAGUCCCAUUUCUAUGGCCAGGACAGAUGAUGCCAGCCCCGUGGGCAAAUACGACAGAUCCAGAAAAACUGAUCCAGUUUCUCCAGGCAUCAAUCACCGAGAGAAGAAAGAAGGGCUCUUUUUUUAUAUCUCAGGUGGUGCUGACCCCAAAGGCUAGCACUGUGGUCAAGGGAGUCACUAGUGGUCUCAGAGAAACUAUCACAGAAAGAGCUCUCCCUGCCAUGAUGCAAUGGGUCCGGACCCAGACACCAGGUGAAAGCGGUAUCAACAUUGUCACUGCAGACUUUGUAGAACUUGGCGACUUUAUCAGCACAGUCAUAAAACUCAACUACAUCUUGGAUGAAGGGCACCUCGGGAGACAAGAACAGCAGCCUGAACAGGGCCCUUAGUGUGGACCAUAAGAACUCAGCUGAUGACUAUCUUAGAAGUCCAUUUUCUUUUACAGUGAAGCAAAAGCUAAUGAUGUAUUAUACAGUCCGUGUGGCAUAGCAUUGCAAUAGCUUCUGUGUUGACCUUGUUCCAAACUGUACCUGUUUACCUGACAACAAAAGCUAAAAUAUGCUGUAUACUAUGUAAAAUGUAUUGAUUACGAAAUUUGUUUGGAGUUCAGUGAUUCCUUCUCUGCUCACAUCAUAAUUUUGGAAAUUGUGCCAGUGUUCCUGUAAGUUUUCAUGUGUGUGUUUGUGUGUGUGUGUGUGCGUGUGUGUGUGUGAGUGAGCCCAUGCAGGAGUAUGGGUUGUGCACGUUGUACAAUAUCCGAGAAUUAGCAAUUUAAUCCUAAAUGAAAAGGGCAAUUGUCUUAUCUUUCUUAAAUGCUGGAUCUGCUUAAUUUUGUGCAAUCUUGAAGUUUCAUGUGUGGUUGAGGAUUUAUGUGUUUGGGCCAAGAUCCAGAGAACUCCUUAAAAAUACAUCCAUUCAGUACAUGGAAUUCUCAUAUGGGUCCCUUGAAUCGCAGCCUUAGUAUUUGAUUGUUUUCCUUCUUUGUAUGCAAGUUUUUAUUGUAAAGAUGAAAAUGAAUGUUUUUUAAAAUCAACUUCAAAUCUACGGUCACAAAUCUGAAAUGGAAUAAUGUAUUUGUAGGUUUCAUGAUGAUGAAAUUAGAUGUUCAUCGUGCAAUUUGAACCAUCAAUGUGUGUUUUACCGCUGGGUUGGUGUCAAACCUGGGAGGGCGGGUCCACAAAUGCUGUAACAUUUGAAACCCACAUUCAGUAACAGAAGUUCUAGUUUUAUUCCUGAAACCUGGAUUUUGAACUUAGAAGAAAUGGAGGGCUAUGAUUUGUAAAAUAAAUAAAUGAAUGAAUGAACAAAUA
Varanus komodoensis (Komodo dragon) is the source of this 2067-nucleotide messenger RNA. It is a transcript of the gene PLCXD3, whose product is annotated as phosphatidylinositol specific phospholipase C X domain containing 3. The transcript has 4 exons. Gene Ontology annotation, cellular component: synapse. Lineage: Eukaryota; Metazoa; Chordata; Lepidosauria; Squamata; Varanidae. Gene Ontology annotation, biological process: lipid metabolic process. The record is from RefSeq and is a predicted model, not a curated record. The coding region runs from base 154 to 1146 and encodes 330 amino acids. Gene Ontology annotation, molecular function: phosphoric diester hydrolase activity.